Molecule: messenger RNA, 654 nt
Organism: Mizuhopecten yessoensis (Yesso scallop)
Lineage: Eukaryota; Metazoa; Mollusca; Bivalvia; Pectinida; Pectinidae
Exons: 3
Coding region: 1-654 (217 amino acids)
Source: RefSeq, a predicted model, not a curated record
AUGGUUAAGGCACAAACUUUAGAACUGGAUGCCCAAAAUGACGCUAUAAAAGAACUGUUUGUUGCUGUGGAGCAGAGGUACCAGUGUAGAGAAUGCAGCAAAAAAUUCAAAAAAGUUGGGUUUUUGAAACGACAUCUAAUUAGAGAACAUGAGUGGACAUUUGGAGUUGACAGACAGAAUGCUGAUUCACCAGAUCAUAUUGCUCUUUACAGAGCUUCGUUUAUGAAAUGUGCAUUGCUGUUACGAGAUAUUGAGGACUCCUAUAAAAUGGCUGAUGGCGACAGAAUUGCAGAAACUGCUAAAUUUCAACUAUUGCUAUCUAAUGUUGGAAAGCACACAAGAUAUCAGCUCUGGUUGUUCAGGUUCUUGGCUUACAUUUAUGGAAUUCUUUUACCAAAAAUGUCAUUUGAAUACAAAUGGAAUUGCACAACCAACUUGCAUGGAGGUAUAGGACAUAACAUACCAAAUGACAAACUUGUAGAACUUCAGGUUCACAGGUGGGCUAAAAAGUGCAGUCACAUUGGGUCUAAUGCAACAUAUGAAAGUGCACGGAAAGCUGCACUUGCAAAAUCUAGCAAGUCAAAGUCAUGCAAAAGUGUCUGGAGCAAAAAGACCUGCAGUUUCAAAAGCUGGGGAUAUCAGUCUUAUGGUUGA